AUGACGCUUGGGCAGCGCCGGAAGGGCACGUGGGAAGUUUGGCGUCGAGGUCGCGAAGACGUCGCGCCGUCGGAUGACGUCGAAGGGUCCCCGUGGCACGAACGCCUUCUCUCCUCGUGAUCCACUUCCCGUUGCCACCUCACUUAUCACUUUCUUUUCGUGGCUGCUGUUGUUUUCGUCUCUGCUUACCUUCUUUCAGUUUCUUCUUCUUCUUCCGAUAUCCAACUAUUCGCAGUACAUCUCUGUUUUCUUUUCUAUAAUUAGAAAGUUGAUUCACCGCUGGGUUGUGUCAAAAUUUGGUGGUAUGAAAAAAAGACCAGCGAAAAUUCAAACGGCGAGUUUUCCGAUUUUUUCAUAUCGCUAGGGAAGUCGGAAAAAGAUUCGUCGGAAAGGUGGCCGUCGGAAAUUUUCCUAGCAAUAUGAAAAAUCGGAAAAGUCGCCGUUUGAAUUUUCGCUGAUCUUUUUUUCAUACCAACCAAAAUUUUUGAAAUCACUGAAAUUCCACUUGAAAAGUAUCGAAUAACUUGAAAACAACUUGUGAAAUUUCGUGAAAAGCUAGCGGUGAAUUGAAAGACAAGGAGGUCAUUCGUUCAUAAGCCCAAAUUACCUUAAAAACGACUUAAAAAGAAGAGUCUAAAGCUCCUUUUUGAGUUCCUUAAAGGUGUCAAAAGUUUCUCGAAAUAUCCAUUUUCCGCCUCCUUUUUUUUUACCACCUCAAAAAGUACUUUUCAGAAAAAAGGCGCCUUUAAGGCGCCUUUUUUCUCCAAAAGUCCUUUUUGAGACCUUUAAACAAAUUUCCAGGUGUUAGGAAACUCGAACUGAAUGUAGAGAAAAUGAUAAAAAGUUCACUGUCAUUUCAUUUUCAAGUCAUCGAUUUUCCGCUCAAUAUGAGAAAUUGAACUAAUUCUUGAUUUCAGAAUGUCCGACAUUGGGGAUUCUCCGAAAAAUGAGGAUCCUGCGCCGCAAAUUGAAGUUUUCGGUGCUGGUAGCUUUCGAAAAUGUAAGUUGUCAUUGCUUCAUUCGUUCGUAUUAAUUUGAUUCGGAAAUAAUUACCGGCUGACUUGAGCCAUCGAAAAAAGGGUCCUGACACGAUAAUGCACGAGAUAGUGCCUGGCUCGUGGAGAGCACAGACAGGCCACGCCCCUUAGCGUCCCAAAUUAGCCGUGAAUCAGCACAAGGAGUUCAAUUUCAGCAAAAACGGACAAAAUAGGAGAUUCGGGCAAGCGAGGAAUCUCGUUCACUGUCGAAUCACUUGAAGAUAUUCCAUCAAAAGUCGACGAAGAAUCCUCGAAAGAGCUGAAAGAAGGUGAGACUACCUGGUUAUAAUCUGUUCGGAUUGUGAAUGUCAAUUCAUCGCUCAAACUCCGCCCCUUCUGCGUAGAUCAAACCAAACGGGCUUAACCGACUAUAGACAUCGUUCAUGACAUGAACUUUCUCAGGAAAGUCAUGGAUUCGAUACGUCGUGCUGACGGCGACAAUCGUCUGUCUCUCUUCAAUCAUGGCCAACAUCGUCUGCUUCAAUUUCACGAUUCUUUGCAUGCCGCGUACCGGCGAAGUGUUGUCCGGCAACCACGUAACAUUCGGUGCAACUUUCGGAGCUCAUCCAGCUUUUCAGACAGCCUACGAAGGCUACACGAAGAACGAACGAACCUGGCUUUUCAGCGCAGUCGCCGUCGGAGCGCUGCUGGCCGUGGUUCCCGUGGCGCACGCGAUCAGCACGAUCGGCAGCAAGAAAGUUGGCUUAUUUCGGUUUGUCACGUGACCACCAACGUCUCCAGGUUUUCUUCGCCGCUGGCAUGCUCACUGGAGUGGCGACGGCGCUAGUUCCGGUGGCAGCCACCUUUGAUCUGAACACGUUUCUCGCCCUGCGUUUCAUCCAAGGGAUCUCUUUCGCCGCAUGCAUGCCGACUGUCGGGUCGGUGACGUCAUCUUGGGCUUCUCUUCACCAGCAAGGCCUUUUCAUCGCCGUCCUCACGACCUUCGGACAACUCUCCUCUGUGUUCUCCAUGCCCGUGUCCGGCCAGGUGCGGAACACAAAAAGAUGAACCAGAUUUUGGUUAUAGCUUUGCACUUCUUCAUUGGGCUGGCAGUCGGUGUACUAUGUCCAUGCGGGAAUUUCUUUCGUUUCUUUCAUCCUGUGGUUUGUGGUCUACACGGACACGCCAGGUAGGACCAAACGGGAGCUUGACUUUGGAUCCGGCUGAUUGCAGAUCAGAACAAGAUGGUAAAGACGCGGGAGCUAGCGGAGAUCAACGCCGGAAAGUCUUCUUCGAGUCUUGUCGCGCAGAACAAGCCGACGGCGAUUCCGUACCUCGAGAUUGUGACGACGCCGAGCGUUUGGGGAGUCUGGGUCGGGGCUUUGGGCGACCUCGUAGCCGUGCAGGUGAGGCUCUUUCUUUAAGGAUAUCAUUAGAAAAUUCUUGGAAGAUCAGUAGUAUGUAGCCCCCCCCUGGCAUUAGUACUGUAGUAUUACUGUAGUAGUACUGUAGUCUACUAAGGUCAUGUCAUCUUUCAUUCCUUACAUUGAUAUUUGUUAAGUCCAAAAAAAUUACUUAAAUUUUUCCUUUAUUCUGUCACAUAGUGUGCUCAAGAUCCUUACAGGCCAAAACAUGAAAAGAAUAAAUCAAUAGGUGUCUAAAUAUCCAAGUUUUCAAACGUGAAAAAGUUGCAGCUCAUUCACACCUUCUCGCCACUUUACAUCAGACAAGUUCUUCAAUAUUCGGUCAAUCACACUGGCUUUGCUGCCGCCGUUCCGGUUCUCGUCCAAUUUUGCGUUAAGGUUGCAUUUUUUCCCUUUGUACGGCUUGAGCAGCCGCGAGUUGAUUAGCCGAGGUCCUUUCUUGAUAUCAGUGAUAAUAAGCGUGCUGGUGACAUAUCCGUCCUUGUGUAUGACGGCUGCAGAUUUUUGUAGUCGUGUUCCCAUUCUUAGAAACUCCGGAGUGUUCCCUAGAGAGGCAACCUUAGGGCCCUUGAAGAGUCCCGUCUUGGGACCACUUUGCCAACCCUUAACGCUUGAAAAAGUGGUCCCUAUAGGGGUAUCAGUUAGUGGCCCCUAUAGGGGACAUGCUAGUUCAUAAAUAAGCGUUUUUGAAUGAACUUGGAAGGCUCCUAUAGUGGCCACUUAAGCUUUAGUGGCUAAGGGGUCAGACGCGGAACCCCUAUAGGGACUACCUUUAUUUUAACCCUAUAGUGACCCCUUUUUCGGCCCCCUUUUUAUCCCUAAGGGAUCAUUUUAAACUUCCUAAUCCACCAAAAUUUCUCAAAAUUAAGUGUAAAGCCUAGGGACCGCAAAGCCACGCCCCUUUUCGCGAUAGAAAAAGUGGCUUUUUUUUGGUUUUCAACUUUCAUUUUGCUGUAGUUGCAAAAUAUGUGGAACUGGCUAAUAAAAUUUGGCACACAUGUACAGAAAAGCUUCCUCUAUCGUUUAAAAAAUGUUUCACGCUUUUUUGAUGCGUUCGCGCGGAAUGUCGUACAAAAACGUGAAUGGGACUAAAAAAUUUUGUCGUUUUUUGCUUUUUCAUGUGUUUUCAGGUCGAACGCACUCUUUCUUUUUUUAUAUAAUGAUUUUUGAUUCAAGUAACGGUAAUUUUAAAACAAUUAAAUAAAAAAAUUCGUCUUUGCCAAAAAAAUUUUAGGGAGUGCCGAAAGUCAUAAUUCAAAAAUAUCGUUAAUAAGCGAAUAUAAUCGAGUUUUCGUUUUUUUCAAAAAUUUAGACCAUGGGCUUACCUAAAUUUUUUUCUCCACAGAAUAUGUGCUUGAAAAAGUUGUUUAAUACGCAAAAAUGCUCUUGAAACUAGAGAAUAAAAUUAGCGGCGUUUAUCACACCGAAAGCGGUCGAACGCAGGUUUUUCAAACGAUUAUAUACAUUUAUUAGUAAAAAAAUCUUUCAAUUAAAAAGAAUAAAAUAAAAAAAUUCGUCUUUGCCAAAAAAAUUUACGGGGCCGUUUUAAUGCAGCGAUCGUUAAACGAGGCAAAAAAAGCACUAAAAAAACAGUUUUUUUCGAAGUGAAUUUCCACGAAAAAGUUUGAGUAAAGAUUUGCGAACAUAUUCUGAUAAAAAAAUAGCUUAAUUACUUCAAGUUUUGAAAUAGGCAAUCUGUGCUAUUUAAACGGCUCAAGGCUAUGGGGGAUGGAAACUCCCUUCGCUAGACCUAACAGCUUGGCGCAGCGCGUGCGCUGCGAUUUUUCAUUUUGAGGUCGCGAGUUCGAUGCCCGCAAGCGCCAGUUUUUUGUUUUCUGGAAAAUACCGACUUUUUCGGCAAACUAGCUGAUUAGCAUCAUUUUAGCACUCUAUUAUGAUUUGUUACAUCAUAAUAGACCAGUAUCAAAAACUUGUUCUAGAAAAAAUCGAGAAAAAAAUGUCAAAAAAAUGGAUAAGACCAAAAUUUCAGUACUAAAAAAAUGGCGCGCGGCGCGCCACAUUUUUCGUCAUAACUUUUUUCAUCCUCAAUCUUUUUCGAAAAACUAAACGGUUCUGAGUUUUGAAUCGAAACAGCUAUCAAACCAUACAAAGCUCAAUGCUGAAAAAAUUUUUUUGAAAAUUCGUCUGCGGUCCCUAUGUAAAGCCCUUAAUUUUGUCGAGGCGUGGAUCGAACCCGUGACCUUGUGGACCGUAGACAGGCACACGACCUGUUGCGCUACGGCGCCCCUUUUAAAUUACAACAGUUGAACAACUAUGAAAUGUAUACUUUGAAGCUAAAAUCGCUUCUUUUGGAGGUUUUCGCCGGGCAUUCGAGCGACAAAAUCCGCGGCGUUUCUGAAACGACCAAACUCCGCGUUUUCAACACCGUCGCCUUGGGCUUUAGCGCAGUGUUCUUGGCCGUUCUUGGCUUCGUUCAGAAAGGUUUCUUUUUUCUUUUCGUUCUCCCAAAAUCCAUUCCUCCUUCAAGGCCAAGGACUUCUCGGUCUGUCGCUGAUCUCCUUGGCCACCGCCAUGUUCGGAUUCAACGGUGGUGGUUUCAACAAGGUUUGAGAACUUUUUCAAGAACUUUUUUUAAACUUUAAUUUCCCAGUGCGCAACCAUGGUCUCACGGCAAUACAGCCAUUUUGUCUUGGCGAAUAUUCAAUUCAUCUGGUGUCUCUCAAUGCUUAUUUGUCCAAUAUUGGUCAGUUUUUAUCCUCUUAUCACUUCUGAGAUCAAAGAAGAAAUGAUAUAAUAUCAAUUUGUUGAUAUUCCGUACAUUUCUAAAUAGGAAUUCAUACAUAGUAAAGCCGAAAAGGGUGGAAAAAGGGUCCAUAGAAAUUUUCCUUUUAUGAGCCUUUAUCUUUUAGCGACCGUUAUCCACCGUUCCGAUUUUGCCCGAGUUCAGGAACGCAGAAGCUUGCGUUAUACUUUUAUUUUUUAUUUCGAUUUUUUUUUUCUGGGUAAAGUAAGGAAAAAAGCUUGUAGAUUUUUCAAAGUAUAAGGAGUUAAGGAGAGGCAGCAAAAAUGGUGCAUAAGAGCCAAUGAAAUGGCGCAAAAAGGCAGCAAAAAGCCAGAAGCAAAUGAAUUACUGAAUGAAAUGUUUUGAGGUGUCGCUUCUGCUGCCGACGGGGUCGGUCGCCGAAUGGCGGACUGUCUUUUUCGCCCACGCUGGUCUUCUCCUCGUGUCCAACGCCGUCUUCUGUGCCUUGGCUACGGCCAAGCCGGCGCCUUGGACCGACCGCGAGAUCAAAAACCCCGCAGCCAAGAAUACGCCCCUGUACCAUCCCCACGUCAGCAACUGAAGUCAUUUUUUCAUUAUUUAUGAAUCGCUCCAUUUUAUCCAUUUUUAACUUAUAUUGUUUCCCCAGUUCAUUUCUCGGCCCCUUUGCAAAACUCAUCAAGCAAAAACGCCUUUCAUUCUGACUUCCUCGAUCUCUUCGUACUGGUUAUCAGACAAAAAAAAAUCGUUGAGUAUAAAGCUUUUCGAAUAACAAGUGGAAGAGAAGCCAUGGCAACCAGACACACUGCUUAUUAGCCGUUCUCGACACCUGGCCGAGCUUCAUGUCGGUAAGUCAGCUGCAAUUAAAAACAUUGCUUGGAAAUUACCCGUGAAUGAAUUUUCUUUCGAGGAGUUGAAUGUUCAUUGAUUAAGUUAGCCAGAAUUAAGAAUAACAGGUGUUUUUGGAAAUUAUGAGAUCAGAAUCUCGAAAUUUUCUUUCAAAAAAUGAGAUGAAGCUCGAAAAGAGCCAGCUUGUCACGAUUUUUGUUUCCCUUCGAGCUAGAGAAUUAGGCGUGUGCGAGAGCGCCGCAGUGCAUGCACACUACACACUAAACUUCACGGAAAAAUAGGAGCGGGGUGUCUCGAAAAAACGCCGUCUCUCAGCCUGCGUCUUUUAUUUGACCGGAAAAUUUCCGUUAUAUUAAAGGUGCAGGCAGAGAUAAUAUCACGCGCAUCGAAGGGUAGGGUUCUGUAGCUCAGAUGAAAACGAAAAUCGUGACAAGCUGGCGCGGGAUGGGCUAUGAAGAGCCAAAACUGGAACGUCGAUCUUUUCAAAUUUUCUUCUAACUAACCAUCUGGAAGCGAAACCUUGCCGAUUCACGGCUAGCUUGAGAAGCUAAGGGGGCGUGGCCUGUGCGCUCUUCACGCUCUCUUGUCGUGUCAGGGCACUUUUUUUUCGAUAGCUCAAGCCAACCGUGAAUCAGCUAUAAGCUUCAUUCAAAAAAAAAAAAUAGAAUGUCGUACUUUCUUCUCAACCAUUAUUAAGCAUGGCGAAGAACCUUGCGACUUGUCUUUGAGCGAUAAUGAAAGAUCCGCUCGUCAGGACUUCUACCGCGCAAUCGAGAGGAUGAACGAAGCCCGACUUCCGGUUAUGGUAGCGACUCUUUCACAUGGGGCCUUCGCAAAAUGGAACUUCAGGCUUGUGUUCCGUGCCUGACGGUUUUCAAAGACGUGAUCGUCUUCCGACUUCACGCCUCGCUGCACUCUUCGCAGACAGCUUGGCAGUGCGCCUUGUGCGGAGGCCUCUGUCGCGACCGUCGCUCCUUCCAGCAGCACGUCGUCUUCAACGCCCACGACGUCUGA
Messenger RNA from Caenorhabditis auriculariae, 6986 nucleotides. NCBI's taxonomy places the organism in Eukaryota, Metazoa, Nematoda, Chromadorea, Rhabditida, Rhabditidae. The record is from the annotation of a GenBank genome assembly.